AUGGCCAGCCCUCCGGGUGCUUCAAGCCCUCUACAUUUUGGUGAUUCGAGGGCGUACGAAUCUCUGCUCGACAGUUCUUCUGAGUCUUCAGAUUCCUUCGCCGACAGCGACCCAAACCAUAACCCCGAGCCGUGCCCUUGGCGAACGACCCAGUUCCACGACCAGGAAUGCUCUCUCUUCUUCGACUGCCCAUCUCACCUCGUCGAGCGCAGCCUAUCAGUUACCGGCUCGAUUCACACGCAGCCUGCACAUGACGAUGGUGCAAUAGCAGAUCCCGACCCGGCUAGCGACGAUAGUAGCCCGAACGGCCAAAGUGCCGCCGUGCUCUCGGAAUCGACGCCGGGAGAAGACGAUAUCUACAGCCCCCAACAAUCCCCCAACCUAGAAGAAAUCCAUAGUAGAGCUCUUACGGCAGAAAUCAUUGACCCGGAUAGCCCCACCCAAGACAUCGCUGGUUUGGCAGAUAACACUGAUCUCAUGAACGCGCUGCCCGCACUGCCGAUUACACCGACUGAGGACGAGCCGGCAAGCAGCUCACGCUCGAGAGUUGAUGCCCGAUCCGAGCAACUAGACCUACAUCCUGGACAGACGGAAAGCCAUUCCAGACCGAGGAGUGAACAGGAGAGGGGGUUGCCAGACCUACCAGGCUUGCCAGACUUACCCCAACCUCGGAGAGAGAGGACUCCCGUAUCCCGCGAAAGGAUGGACGCCCCUCUACCAUCCCCCCGUGGGGUACAAAGUGAAGCUCUACCACCGCUCCCACCCCCGCCGCAAGGUGAGGUUGAAGGAAGCACAACCUCGGAGUGGUCUGUCCCAAGAUGGCAGCCCGAUGCUGAGGUGACCUAUUGUCCUAUUUGCCGUGCGCAGUUUAGUUUCUUCGUGCGCAAACAUCACUGCAGGAAAUGUGGAAGAGUUGUCUGCAACUCGUGUUCGCCGCACAGGAUCAUCAUUCCGCAUCAGUACAUCGUCCGACCUCCAGGUUCAGAUGUCGGCAUACCGCAGUCUCUAUUACUCGAUGGCCUAGGGGCGGGAUACUUCGAUAUCAACAGUAUAGCGGGUGGUGAGCGGGUGAGGUUAUGCAAUCCAUGCGUUCCAGACCCCAACACAGCGCCACCGCAAAGCCCAGGCACUCCAGCGACCAUGUCACCACGAUCUUCACACCAAAGAUCCAGGAGCAGUGCUACGGGCCAAUAUGGCACUUUGCCCGCGUCAAACCGGCAUGGGACAAUCUUCGUCCCAGGAACUAGCACCGACCAGUAUCAAUACCUUGCUUCUAGGUCAAGGAGCAUCACUGUGGGCACUCAGGGGUCGAGUUCAACACACGGGUCUUCCUCUCGCCGCACGAGAAGCGGGACGCAUCAAACCCCCAUCGAGCGGCUACUGUCGGGCGGUUCAUCCUCAUCAUACCCCAACCGAUACAGCCGGCACGGGGAAGCAGCAUCGUCCUCACAGCAACGAGCUCUCCCGCCGACUCCCCAAAUUGCAGAGGAGGAUGAGUGCCCAAUCUGCCACCGUGAGCUCCCAUCUCAGAGCCUACCCAACUCUGAGGCUCUUCGAGAAUCCCACAUCACCAUGUGUAUCCAGACACAUAGCACCUACGGGACACCCCGCAGCGGAGAUGAAGCAGCUGCCCCUCCAGCCGCACCACGACGGACGGGCAUGUACACGUAUCCGGCAACCGAGAAGGACUGCAUUGAUGAUGCGGAGUGCACCAUUUGUCUCGAGGAAUUUACAGUCGGGAUUCCCAUGGCACGACUAGAGUGCCUAUGUCGAUUUCAUCGGUCUUGCAUUUCGGCGUGGUUCGUCAACCACCCUGGGCGAUGCCCGGUUCAUCAGCAUGACGGGUUUGGUUAUUAA
Messenger RNA from Ilyonectria robusta, 1857 nucleotides. Its product is annotated as FYVE zinc finger-domain-containing protein. The transcript has 3 exons. Lineage: Eukaryota; Fungi; Ascomycota; Sordariomycetes; Hypocreales; Nectriaceae. The record is from RefSeq and is a predicted model, not a curated record. Gene Ontology annotation, molecular function: metal ion binding. The coding region runs from base 1 to 1857 and encodes 618 amino acids.